AUGUUCAAAUUAGCCCUUUUCGUCCUUUGCAGCCUACUGGUAGUCGCCACGGCCCAGUACUGGGAUGGUGAAUAUAAGGAUCAUUACUCGUAUCCCAAAUAUAAGUACGAGUACGGUGUGAAGGAUUAUCACACGGGUGACCACAAGAGCCAAUGGGAGCACCGGGAUGGCGAUGUGGUCAAGGGAGGAUACACCCUGGAUGAAGCCGACGGUACCAAGCGAGUCGUGGAGUACCACUCGGACAAACAUCACGGUUUACAGGCGCACGUGAAACGCAUCGGUCAUGCCCACCAUCCCCAGAUUUACGGUCACUACGGAGGUCACUACGAAGGACACGGAUACGGUUCCGGUUACAGCUACAACAAUUUGGAUCAACAUUUUUGAAUAGCAACGAAAACGACUGACGAGAAUUAGAAUUAUAGGAUAUUUCAGAAUAAAACUAGCCAAUC
This is a messenger RNA of Malaya genurostris, 449 nucleotides long. Its product is annotated as cuticle protein 19-like. Lineage: Eukaryota; Metazoa; Arthropoda; Insecta; Diptera; Culicidae. The record is from RefSeq and is a predicted model, not a curated record. The transcript has 2 exons. Bases 1 to 384 code for a protein of 127 amino acids. Gene Ontology annotation, cellular component: extracellular matrix.